CCUGCUGAAAACAUGGCAGCUCGCAUAGGUGUCGGCUGUGUGACCCGAGCUCUGGUCGCCGCCCCGAACCCCGGGGCAUGGAGGAGCCUGUGUACCUCGGCCGUGGCGCACGCCGCCUCCCGGAGCCAGGCUGAGGACAUGAGAGUUGAGGGAGCAUUUCCCGUGACUAUGCUGCCAGGAGACGGCGUGGGGCCCGAACUGAUGCACGCUGUCAAGGAGGUGUUCAAGGCAGCCUCUGUCCCAGUGGAGUUCCAGGAGCAUCACCUGAGCGAGGUGCAGAAUAUGGCAUCUGAGGAGAAGCUGGAGCAGGUGUUGAGUUCCAUGAAGGAAAACAAGGUGGCCAUCAUUGGAAAGAUCCAUACCCCGAUGGAAUAUAAGGGCGAGCUAGCCUCCUACGAUAUGCGGCUGAGGCGUAAGUUGGACUUGUUUGCCAAUGUAGUCCAUGUGAAAUCACUUCCUGGGUACAAGACUCGACACAACAAUCUAGAUCUGGUGAUCAUUCGGGAGCAGACAGAAGGAGAAUACAGCUCCCUGGAACAUGAGAGUGCAAGAGGUGUGAUUGAGUGCUUGAAGAUUGUCACUCGAACCAAAUCUCAGCGGAUUGCAAAGUUUGCCUUUGACUAUGCCACCAAGAAGGGGCGGGGCAAGGUCACGGCUGUCCACAAGGCCAACAUCAUGAAACUUGGGGAUGGAUUGUUCCUGCAGUGCUGUGAGGAAGUUGCUGAAUUGUACCCCAAAAUCAAGUUUGAGACAAUGAUCAUAGACAACUGCUGCAUGCAGCUGGUGCAGAAUCCUUACCAGUUUGAUGUGCUAGUGAUGCCCAAUCUCUAUGGGAACAUUAUCGACAAUCUGGCUGCUGGCUUGGUUGGGGGAGCUGGUGUGGUCCCUGGUGAGAGCUACAGUGCAGAGUACGCAGUCUUUGAGACGGGAGCCCGGCACCCGUUUGCCCAGGCAGUGGGCAGGAACAUCGCCAACCCCACAGCCAUGCUGCUCUCCGCUUCCAACAUGCUGCGGCACCUGAAUCUCGAGUAUCACUCCAACAUGAUUGCGGAUGCAGUGAAGAAGGUGAUCAAGGUUGGCAAGGUACCGUCUGCUAUUCCCUCUUUCCUGCUCCUUCCAUUGGCUCUUUUGUGGCCGUCUGAAGGCAGCACUUGCAGCUCUUUAUCCGGGGAGAGCCCGGGGGACGGAGGAGCAGAGGGACAUAGCAGGCAGGAUGAGGCCCAGGUGGCACCUUCACACCUGGAAGCCUGUCCCCGUCUGCAUCCCUGGCCGCCUUUCCCCGCACCUGGUCUGACUUUCUCCAAGGCAUCCGUGUCCUGUCUCUGAUUCGCAUUCUCCAUCUCACUUCACGCUCAGCCUCCCUCCCAUCCUGCCCCGGCUGCAGCACAGCUCCGACAGGGGCUCUGGCCCUCCGCACAUCUGGCCACCUCCUUGCGACUGCCGCACUGCAUCUUCCUGGCCUUGCCAUCCUUUCUUGGAUUCCAUUUCCAUCACAUUGCCCUAUCCCCCCUUCAUGGGCUCUCUUCUCUUCUUCCCCACGGCUGUUGCCGGUGGUGG
This is a messenger RNA of Enhydra lutris kenyoni (northern sea otter), 1557 nucleotides long. It is a transcript of the gene IDH3B, whose product is annotated as isocitrate dehydrogenase 3 (NAD(+)) beta. Gene Ontology annotation, molecular function: magnesium ion binding; oxidoreductase activity, acting on the CH-OH group of donors, NAD or NADP as acceptor; NAD binding. The coding region runs from base 13 to 1326 and encodes 437 amino acids. The record is from RefSeq and is a predicted model, not a curated record. Gene Ontology annotation, cellular component: mitochondrion. NCBI's taxonomy places the organism in Eukaryota, Metazoa, Chordata, Mammalia, Carnivora, Mustelidae. Gene Ontology annotation, biological process: isocitrate metabolic process; tricarboxylic acid cycle. The transcript has 12 exons.